CAUCGGUGACGACGACAACGAUGCCAACACCGACGACGGCAGCGACGACGACGACGAUGACAACGACGACGACGUCGACGUCGACUGCGAUGCCGACGACGACGAUGACGUCGUCUGAGGCAGCGAUGACGGCGACGACGACGAUGACGACGUCGUCUGAAGCGGCGAGGACGACGAUGACGUCAACUGCGGUGGCGAUGACAACGACAACAACGUCGAGUGCAGCGGCGGUGACAACGACGAUGUCAUCUGCAGCGGCAGCGACGACGUCGACAGCGACGGCGAUGGCAGCCGAUAAAGCGACGAUGUCGACGGCAGCAGCGGUGCCAUCGGCCACGAAUUUAAUAACUAUAAAUACUGCCGAUUUGCAAACUAUAAUUUACGCCGCUAUUGCGGGCAUGCGUACAAGAGGGAGAGGAAGAGGACGUGGAAGAGGACGAGGAAGAGGAAGAGCAGGAAGGGGUAGAGGCAGGGCACAGAAGAGAACCGUAAAAAUGGACAUAGCACCGCUGAGAACCACCUUCACGUGGACAUUACCGACGUGGAAAAUGGACAUUGGCUACGUAGUUCAAAGUCCAUUUUUCACGAAACAUAGAGGCGCUUCAAAAUAA
Solenopsis invicta (red fire ant) is the source of this 611-nucleotide messenger RNA. Its product is annotated as cell wall protein DAN4-like. Lineage: Eukaryota; Metazoa; Arthropoda; Insecta; Hymenoptera; Formicidae. The transcript has 3 exons. The record is from RefSeq and is a predicted model, not a curated record. The coding region runs from base 21 to 611 and encodes 196 amino acids.